Ochotona princeps (American pika) is the source of this 2489-nucleotide messenger RNA. It is a transcript of the gene RNF180, whose product is annotated as ring finger protein 180. Gene Ontology annotation, molecular function: ubiquitin protein ligase activity; ubiquitin conjugating enzyme binding. Gene Ontology annotation, cellular component: endoplasmic reticulum membrane. Gene Ontology annotation, biological process: protein polyubiquitination; norepinephrine metabolic process; positive regulation of proteasomal ubiquitin-dependent protein catabolic process. NCBI's taxonomy places the organism in Eukaryota, Metazoa, Chordata, Mammalia, Lagomorpha, Ochotonidae. The record is from RefSeq and is a predicted model, not a curated record. The transcript has 6 exons. Bases 247 to 1635 code for a protein of 462 amino acids.
AUUCGGUCGAUGAUCAGAAUAUUCGUCAUUGAUGGCACAUGAACAUAGAAGCACUUCCGGAGUGGAUCAACUGCCUGACACAAAAAGCCCAGUGGACAGUUGGGAAACUGAACUGCCCUUUCUGUGGGGCCCCAUUUAGGGGGCUUUAAUUUUGUCAGCACUCCAAAAUGUUCCUGUGGCCAGCCGGCAGCUGCACAUCCCUGCAAGAGCCGAACCGGUUGUCACCCAGCACAGGCAGGCCAUCUAAUGAGCCCUUCGCUGAAACACUUGUCACUUUCUAGAGUUCAGGCAGGUUGCGACAAGGAAGCCCGGCUGACAGGUGGUGGCUCCCAAAGCACAAAUCACAGGCUUUUCGACAUGGCCCAACAGCAUGACAGCCCUGGAAGACUAACAGACGCUCUGUGCCUGGAGGUACGCUCCACGUAUUUCGAGAUGAAGAAGGAACAAGCGUGCCUCGGAACCUCAGAUCCCAAAUACCAGCUUUUUGUUCCCCGGCUUGUGACUGGCAGGUGCGCGGCGAGAGCUUUUCAUAGAAAAUCACAGAGUUUGGAUCUGAACAUCAGCGGGAAACUGACUUUGUUACCCACUUUGUAUGAAAUACAUAGUAAGACGACCGCCUAUCCCAGGCUGGAUGCCACGCAGCCCAUGGACCUUUCAGGUUUGUCUUUACAAGCUGCUAAAAAUAGCUGUUCCUUUCAGAACCCAUCCAGUUUUGAUCCUAACCUGCUGCUGCCAAGAUUUUCAGUGGCUCCCCACGAGACCCAGACACAAAGAGGAGGCGAAUUUCAGUGCAGUCUAGAAGCUUCUUCAGUGUAUUCUGACAACGCUACUAACAGCAACCUGACUUUUCUCAUGGACCUGCCCUCAGCUGGUCGAAGCAGACUGGAAAGCUCAGACCAAGAAGAGCCGCUCUCGCCUCUGGAUUUCCUGCGCUCAGCCAGUUUUUCACUGGGCACCAUUAACCAGAGGCUAAAUAAGAGAGAGCGGGGCAAGUUGAGGAGUCUAAGAAGGAAACAACGACGGCAUGAAAGAUGGCUGCAGAAGCAGGGUAAAUGCCCAGGAGUGGGAUUGCUAAAUCACAUGAGUUUGAGUAAUGACAUGAGUACAGAUGAAGACAAUGACUGUGCAGAAGAAAAGGACAGCUACAUCUGCGCCGUGUGUCUGGAUGUCUAUUUCAACCCUUACAUGUGUUACCCCUGCCGCCACAUCUUCUGUGAGCCCUGCUUACGGACUCUGGCCAAAGACAACCCUGCAAGCACUCCCUGCCCGCUGUGUCGGACAAUCAUAUCGAGAGUCUUUUUCCAGACAGAACUGAACAAUGCCACAAAAACAUUUUUUACUAAAGAAUAUUUGAAAAUAAAACAAAGCUUUCAGAAAUCCAGCUCUGCCAAAUGGCCCCUUCCAAGCUGCAGAAAAGCAUUUCAUCUUUUUGGAGGGUUCCCCCGGCGGCCGGCGCCGGUCACCAGGCGGCAGUUCCCGCACGGCGCCCACAGGAUGGACUACCUGCACUUCGAGGACGACAGCCGCGGCUGGUGGUUCGACAUGGACAUGGUCAUCAUUUACAUCUACUCCGUCAACUGGGUCAUCGGCUUCGUGGUCUUCUGCUUCCUCUGCUAUUUUUUCUUUCCGUUCUAGGAAUUUUAUAUCUCACUGUAACUGAACAAUCAUAACGAAUGUAAAUAAACGUUGCAUAGACCUUUUUCAAAUGUGCUUUGAAGUUUUUAUAAUACUGCCUUGUAUAAAUGGUUGGUGUUUAUAAGACAGCCUGAGAAUAAUGGACGUGUUUACUAAUGUGUUCGUGAAUAAAUGCAACUUUAUUCAAGAGCUGACCUAUCCAGAACUUACCAACAGUGUUCAGUUAACAGUGUAUCUGGCUUAGGGUUUGGGCUUCUACUUUUUCCAGUGUCAUUUUUAUACUCAUUUUCAUUGUGAAGACUGCAAUUUUCUCGCCACUUAAAAAUGAUAAUCUACAAAGUAAGAUGGAAAUCUGAAAGGGUAUCUGUAUUACUUACAUAUUUAGUCUGUGACCAUUUAUUCUCAGGCAGAUUUCAUAUAUAUCGUAUAUCUAUCUUAUAUAUAUGCCAUAUAUAUAAGGUAACUAAUAUUCUCUGGGAACCAAUCUAGCAGGGUAUAUUCAACAUUUUUUUCUAAUUUUCUUUGCCUAUGCCCCUUUCUGUUACCAAGAAAUACUUACUGUCCUUUUUGAAAAGACCUGAACAUAUUUUUAAUGUAACAUUUUCAGUUAUUAUAGCAACUUCUAAAUACAAUGAGACUUACCCUCAUUAAUCGACAUUUCAGAGAGCUAUGUUAACAUUUUCCAAAUUGCAGGAUUAGUCACCUGGAUAAAAUAAUUGACUGGCUUUCUGUAGUCUAAACAAACAAUGCAUGUCCAAAAUGUACCUAAUUCAGCGAUUCAUUGAACUAAGAUACUGUUAAAUAUAUUGUUAAUGUGCAAUAAAGAAUGGCUUUUAAACUUUUUAUUGUUCAGU